Molecule: messenger RNA, 1569 nt
Organism: Glossina fuscipes
Lineage: Eukaryota; Metazoa; Arthropoda; Insecta; Diptera; Glossinidae
Gene: nerfin-1
Product: insulinoma-associated protein 1a
Exons: 3
Coding region: 1-1569 (522 amino acids)
Biological process (GO): negative regulation of transcription by RNA polymerase II; regulation of cell cycle process; neuron differentiation
Cellular component (GO): transcription repressor complex; nucleus
Molecular function (GO): RNA polymerase II cis-regulatory region sequence-specific DNA binding; DNA-binding transcription repressor activity, RNA polymerase II-specific
Source: RefSeq, a predicted model, not a curated record
AUGCAUACCGAUGAUGCUGAACACUCGUCAUCGCCCGAAUCUAAUGAACAUUUAUUUAAUGACGACAUAUUGUUUGAACGUAUUGCCGUCAAUUUGAAAGGUUCUUAUCUUUCUGCUGGAACCGCCAAUAGAACGUUGCAUGCAUCAGAAACAUUAGAAGGCACAUCGUGCCACGUUUUAACCCCCCAGUACUUGGAAUAUGAAGCACAGCCACAGCAACAACAGCAUCAUAACAAUUCGACCUACGCCCACUCCAUAAGCGGCAUGCCGCAUGGUUUGGGUUUACUGACAACAGUGGCUUCUUUACCACCCAAAUACCGUAGCCGUUAUUUGAACAUUAAAACUAAAAGUGAAAUUCCUUUAGAUUUAUCCCGCAAACCAAUGUCACCACAACUUGUUAACGAUGUUCCAGUUGCGAGCAAUUUCACUGAGGUUUAUACCGAGCCUACUACGACGACAAAUACAUCGGUUAUUAGCACAACUACUACUGUGACCAUAUUAGAAACGAAAAAUCAUAUAAAGCCUAUAACGCCACCGUUAACGCCGAUUAAAAGAAACUUUUCAGAAAUCGAAUCGGUUGAAGUCUGUGCAGAUAAUCCUAAUAAAUCUACUAAAGUAGAGAUAAUCCCUGAAGAGUGUCCCCUUGAAAAUACACCCACAAAGCCUAUACGAUAUACCGAUAAGGCGCCAAGAACUGGAAAAUCUCAUACUUCGGCCGUUGCUAAUAAAUCGUCCGGGCGCCACAAGGCUAUACGCAAAUUGAAAUUCGAUGAGGAUACCAGUUCGCCUGUAUCAGGCACUAUUAUACGCCCUUUAGAGGAUAUUACGGAUGGUUUGGUGCAAUAUAGCAAUGGCGAUAUAGAUCCCAAAUACAAUAUCGUAGAAAUCACGGAAGAAACCAAAGCGGAAUUAGCUGCAAUCAAAAAUGUUAUCGGUGAUUAUAUAUGCAAGCUAUGCCGAUUAAAAUUUGAUGAUGCUUUCGGUUUAGCUCAACAUCGUUGCGCCUGCAUUGUCUUGUUAGAGUAUCGUUGUCCCGAAUGCGGUAAACAAUUCAAUUGUCCGGCUAAUUUAGCAUCGCAUCGUCGUUGGCAUAAACCACGGAAGGAGAAUGGACGCGCCAAUACUGUCAAUACUAUACAGCCGUUAAAUGCAAGAAAAGAAAAUCGUUUAGACAAAAAUAUGAAAAAAUCGAAUGCAUCUACAGUUACACAUGUCAAUUUCAAUUGUAUAGAUUGCGGAAAAAAAUUCAAACGACAAGCUUAUCUACGCAAGCAUCAAUUAACGCAUAAUAAAGAUGCCAUAAAAUCGGUUGAGAAUGUUGAGUUUUCCGAAAUCUCUGUUAGCGAUAACAUCAAACACGAAGAGCUAUUGUAUACGCCGGAAACGCAUCAUUCCUUCGAUCAAGAAGAUUCCAUAUCAAAUUGCAGCAGCUCAUCUAACUCGAAUGGUUAUGGUCGCUUGCAAAUAAUUGAGACCGGGCUAACGGAAGAGGAGAAUAUAGCGGCAGCAGCCUUAACAAAUUUAAGAAAUUGCGCUUCAGUUAUACAACACACGACACUGGCUCACUAA